UUAGCUGAUAUUUUCUACCAAUCCUUGGUAAAUUUUUCAGUUAGAGAUGUCGGAAGUUCGGCUUGUCAAAUCCAAACAGAAAUGUACUUAAACCAUUUAAAAAAUAAUUCGCGUUGGGCAGUAAAAAUGUCGGAUUCAUGGCCUAGGUAUCUAAACGGAUUAUUAGCAGGUAGUACAUAUCAUAUGGGCGUUUACGAUGAAUGCGUAAGUGUACAUCACCCUAUCCAAGGAAAGUAUUGUACAGCAUAUCUAUACCUGCGAACGGCAUCGAAUCAGAGCUUCGCCAAUUACAAUAAAAACGCAUACGGAAGUACUGAAAACGCUUGGCAAGAAUCACUUGGGUUUAUCAAUUACGAUGAUAUGUUUAGAAGAAACGAAGUUAAACUUGGUGUGUGUAUACCAAAAGCAUGUACACACACAGAUCUGGAAGUGGCAUUGCAAAAAGAACUCGUCAGAGUAUUUUCAUCUCAUCAACUCAAAAUACAAGUUGAAGUUCAACCGAGCUUGUGCACUACUGACGAAGAUUUGUUCCCGUUCGAAAUUGGAUAUUAUACAACAGCUAUUUUUAUUGGAUUGCUGACCCUAACUGCUUCGUUAUCGACAGCUUAUCACUUGAUAUUUUUGAUUCGCAACGCAGAUGCAAAAAAACCAUUACACGUUUCAGAAAUGAUAAUAAUGUUUUCUGUGAUUAAAAACGGAAGAGACCUAAUCAAAUACGACAGAAACAAUAAUUUAAACAUUUACAAUGGUAUGAAGGUUAUAACAAUGGUUCUAGUGUUGUUCGGACAUAAAUUUAUAUUUUUUAUAAUAAAUCCCAUUUUGAAUCCGGCAUUUCUCGAAGAGACUUACACGGUGGGUCCAUUCUUUUUGUUGACUUGCAUGAAUCUGGUUGAUCCAUUUUUCUACAUAACCGGUUACUUGACGUACGCUCUGCUAAUUCCGCAGUUCAGCAAAACGGGGACCAAUUGGUUUCAAGUACCACUCAUAAUUAUAUACAAAUAUCUAAGAACUCUUCCAAUUUAUAUCAUGAUGAUGCUUCUCACGGCAUUUGUUAUUCCUCAUCUGGGAGAUGGACCGUUUUGGUCACACAACAUUUGGCCCGAAGCGGACAAAUGCAAAAACUAUUGGUGGGCUAAUAUAUUAGUCAUAAGUAAUUUUAUCGAAGCCGACAAUCAAUGUCUCAUCGCCAGUUGGUACAUAUCGUGUCUUCUGCAGUUUGUUGUCAUUGGAACUAUCAUUAUGUACAUUUAUGUAAAAACACCCAAAAUCGGUACAAACAUAAUAGUUUUUCUGUUUUGUGCAUCGUUAAUAAUUCCAUUCGCCAUGACGUACCACUAUAAAGCAUAUGGAAUCGUCAGAGUAAUGAUAACGUUCUUGGAAAAGCCAAGCAACUCAUUCGAGUAUAGAAACCUUUAUAGACAAAUAUACAUUCGAGGUAUACCUUUUUACGCCGGUAUGCUAGCAGGAAUUAUGGCCGACGCCUUGAAGAGAAGGCAAUUAAAAAUAUCCACGAUAACUACGUAUUUCAGUACAACGAUAGUGAUUAUUAUAUGUGUGUAUGUUCAGUUGUACGGUAAAGUGUUCUACCAUAGGCAAAGACCAUACAAUGCAAUGGAGCAGGCCAUUUAUGCGACCAUUAGUCAUUGUACUUGGACCGUAAUGAUGUUUUGGAUAACUAUUUGUCACGUGAUUUCUAGUUACGGCCCGAUGGAGAAGUUAUUGAACAACCGAUAUUUUGUACCAUUAGGCCGGCUCUCUUAUGCUGUAUACUUAGUUAAUAUACCAGUAAUGAUGAUGAUCGAGAGCUCUCAGCGGGCACCUAUAGGAAUAACACUUGGAACAAUGCAAAACGGAUGGAUUGCUGGUGUUUUUAAAACAUAUUUGGCAGCCAUAACAAUGUAUUUACUUAUUGAAGCACCGUUUGGAUUACUGAUCAAAAAAUUAUUACUGGAAAGAAAACAUAAUAAUGCGAGAACCAAUGAUAAAACAAAUCAAAGGGAUUUAACAAGUAAAACAGUUCAUCCGGGACUAAAUAACACAACCAAGCUUUAAGAAAAAACACUUACUUCACUCGGGUUUUAAAAACCGUUUCGUUAACAU
This is a messenger RNA of Adelges cooleyi (spruce gall adelgid), 2100 nucleotides long. Its product is annotated as nose resistant to fluoxetine protein 6-like. Gene Ontology annotation, molecular function: acyltransferase activity, transferring groups other than amino-acyl groups. The record is from RefSeq and is a predicted model, not a curated record. The transcript has 13 exons. The coding region runs from base 82 to 2052 and encodes 656 amino acids. Lineage: Eukaryota; Metazoa; Arthropoda; Insecta; Hemiptera; Adelgidae.